ACGGAGCCGGUGAAUGGACCGGACCGCAAAUUAUUUUCACGGGCCACGCAAUCGUAGCCUGCUCGUCCCCUACUAGUACCGGCUGUGCGGCCGGAUACGGAUUCCAAUCAGCACUCCUCCGCCGCACAGCCCAACCCUAGCCGUCGUCGCCACUGCGCACAUAUCGAGCUCCGGCAGGCAAUCCCCGCCGCAGGCUAGUAGAUCGACACAUCCACCGCCGCCAUGUCGCUCCACAUCGAUGGAUGCGGCCUCGGAGGAGGUCGCAGCGGAGGAGGAGGUGGCGGCCGCAGGCCACCGGCGGGCGGGUCACCGCACCCCUAUGGCGACGAGGCGCGGGCGAAGUUGGUCGGAGCAUCGGCGCGAAGCGGUGGGCGGCACGCAAGUGGACCAACCAUGGUCUGCGCCCGCCGCCGUCGCUUGCGCCGUACGUGGCGACGCCGCACGCUCCCCCGGCCCGCGUCUUCUUUCGCCCGGCCGGCGAGGCGUCUUCCUCCUCGGCUUCCUCAUCGCGCACACCAUCCCGUCGCCGCGGAGACGAGGAAGAGGCCCGGGUAAUGCGCAUUGCGCUCGCCCUCGCCCUGCAGGAUGCAGAGGACAGGACUGGCGCGAGCGGGAGGAGGUGGAGGCCGCCAUUGCCGCGUUGAACCUCCAGCAGCGCGCGAAGGAGGUGGAGGCCGUGGCGGGCGAUGACGGCGUCGACGAGGACAUGGAGGGCGACUGGUGGUCCUUCAGCGACGGCGACGAGGAGAUGGAGGACGCGGAGGUCGUCGUCCUCGACGACUAGGCGCACUCACGGAGCUCCGACGAGCCGGGGAGAGCUCAUCUCUCUUAUGGGAGGAUAGAUGGCUUCACCAGGUUCCCUUCUAUGGAGUCCGGUAAGCAAGAAAAAGGAAAGGACGGCGAUCUCCUUGCUCAUUGAAGCCAUCAAGGUCAAGUCGCGUGAGCGGCGUGCCCUUCAGGAGUAGGGGACUCCUCUUCUGCACUUGGCGUCAAGUUCUUCUGAUGUGUCUCUCUCAUCGCUCCAUCUGUCGUGCAGUAGUGGUCUCCGUAGUGUUGAGUGUUUUGCCUUCUUUUAGUGACGCAGGGUGGCGACUUGUGGAAGUUGUGUUUAAGUCUUCCGUGUUGCGACUUGUGGAACUUGAUCCCUAUCUCACCGGUUGGCGUUUUGACCUCA
This is a messenger RNA of Lolium perenne, 1174 nucleotides long. Lineage: Eukaryota; Viridiplantae; Streptophyta; Magnoliopsida; Poales; Poaceae. The record is from RefSeq and is a predicted model, not a curated record.